Molecule: messenger RNA, 1833 nt
Organism: Penicillium longicatenatum
Lineage: Eukaryota; Fungi; Ascomycota; Eurotiomycetes; Eurotiales; Aspergillaceae
Product: arrestin family protein
Exons: 4
Coding region: 1-1833 (610 amino acids)
Biological process (GO): ubiquitin-dependent endocytosis
Cellular component (GO): cytoplasm; plasma membrane; cytosol
Molecular function (GO): protein-macromolecule adaptor activity; ubiquitin protein ligase binding
Source: RefSeq, a predicted model, not a curated record
AUGGCUCUCAGCUUCUUUAGUGGCGGCGGGAGUGCAAGCAAUGCCAAGUAUUUCGAUAUCCGAUUGAACGAGGACUACAUUGUCUUCCGUGGCGGCGAACAUGAGGCUGCCAGCGCUCACCUGAAGGGGACCUUAGUCCUCUGCCUGUCGGAGCCCCUCGCGAUCAAGCACAUCCGAUUAGAACUGACGGGAAUGUCUCGUGUCUGUUGGCACCUACCAUCCAGCUCGACCGCCGGCGGCCGAAAAUCUUGGAGAGAGCGAGUGUUCUACGACAAGACUUGGAGAUUCCGGGACCCCGGCAAGGGCAAGACCGAAAUCCUGGCGGCAGGCAACUACGAAUAUCCAUUUGACGUGGUUCUCGAGGGGUCCAUGCCGGAGAGCGUGGAGGGGCUGUCGGAGACUUGGGUCAUGUACCGCUUCAAAGCCGAGAUUGGUCGCAAGUACGCCAAGGACAUCGUGGCUCGCAAGCCCCUGCGCAUUAUCCGGACCCUCGACCCGAGUGCUCUGGAGCUUUCACAUGCUAUGUCUGUGGACAAUAUCUGGCCGAACAAGAUCGAAUACUCCAUCAGCACUCCGACCAAGGCGGUCAUUUUCGGAACUUCGAUUCGAGUGGAUUUCAAAUUGAUACCGCUAUUGAAAGGCCUGCGCAUCGGACAAACUACAUCACAAUUGAUCGAAAGUCACGACCUCACCCUCAACCCGGAAGAUCCCGACUCUAUUCGCAAUACCUACAAAAUCACUCGCACGAUCCUGACCGAUGAGCACGAUGUGGAUCAGGAUAAUAUCGAGGUCAUCGACGAGGCGGCCGAAGGCUAUCAAUUUACCCGUUAUCUGGACAUGCCAUCAACAUUGACCAGGUGUCUACAAGAUACAGACACGAAGGGCAUCAAGAUACGUCACAAGUUGAAGUUCCGCAUUCAACUCCAUAACCCCGAUGGCCAUAUUAGUGAGCUACGUGCCACGCUUCCAGUGUCAAUCUUCAUCUCCCCCAACGUCGCCCUCGAUGAUAACAACAAUAUCCGUGAUCCAUCCGCUCAAACCGCUCACUCGGCCCAUCAAAGACGAGCCGCAGAUGAGUUCGCUGCUCACCAGGCUCCUCCUCUAUACGGAGAACACCAGUUCGAUCAAUUAUACAGCGAGGUGGAUCCUAAUGGCUACCGCACCCCUGGGCCCGGCAGUGGACCAAACACACCCUUCGGUCCCCUCAGUCGGAAUAUCUCAGCCGACAACCUGGCCUCCAUGAACGCUUUGACAAAUACUGAUAUUUCGGCUUCCGCUUUGCAUAGCCGUCUUUCGAGUCUUAACAAUGCCGCUCGCCUGGGUAACCUGUCGCCCAAUGAGCCAUCAAAUGACCCCCCUGCGGAGAGCCACCCCAACUCAAGACAGCUGAAUGUUCAUUUCAAUGAUUACUUCGGUCCAUCGUCUGGUUCGAAUUCGCACAGCCCGGGCAGCCCUGAGCUCUCUCGCCGAACCUCUGAUGAGGUGGAUCACGAGCACAUCCCAUCGGGUAUGGCGACUCCUUUCCACCCUCAAUACGCUGAGGUGGAGACUCUGAGCCGAGUUCCCAGCUAUUCAACUGCAGUUCGUGCUACCGUGGGCUCUUUUGAUUCGCACCUCCCCGACUACAACGCCGUCAUUGCGAGCAGCCUGCCGACCACACCGCUGCUUCAAUCUCCGCAACAGGCCUACCUUCGAAGUGGUCGCAACAGUGGCCGGGCCAGUGGUAUCUCUACGCCAUUAGAGGUGAAUCGAUCUGGCUAUUUCAACCCAAACGGCGUCAAUGCUGAUGAUGCCGAACGCAGACUCCGCUUAGUACAAGCCCGCGCUAGAUAG